AUGGAUAGCCCACCCUAUUCUCUAGAACAAAUUUUGAGGGUCGCUUGUCAGCAUCCCUUCUACAACUGUGACGCCCGAUAUCCUCCAUCGCGGGAGAUGGUUCACCAUCUGGUAGAAGAAGCUUAUGUGGGCUCGAAGGGACCUGAUAUAGUGGAUUUUCCCGUCAUUACGAAAGUCAAGUUGUCUCAGGUCAUCUCCCGCCUCAUGGGCGACGACUCACCAGAUAAUGGAUACCGGCACCACUGCUAUGCCACCAUCACUGGUGGCGGGUUCAAGCGUGGUACUCCGUUACUCUGGCUGACUGACAGUGUUGAGAACCGUCAUCAUCGAGCUGCAGCUGGAAAGCUAAUUCGGAUAAUGGGUGUGAUCGAGCCCACAGAUAUAGUUUUGAAUCUGCAUGUCUCUGGUCAUUUUUACAGGUCUCUUGACAUGACAACGGAUAUAUUGGAGCACGCUGGAGCUACCGUUCUCCCCGCUGGCAGCGAGAUGCCCUCAGAAGUGGUAGUAGAGGCUCUGGUAGGGUACUGUAUAACCUGCCUCGCAGGUCCUGUCACCGAGCUCAUCAGGAUAGCAAUGCAUAUCUCACGUCUCUCGGGGUCUUUGGGCGGUCAGCUCAAAGUUUGCAAGCUGUUUUAUACAUCUGAGCCACUGUCUGCUGUACAGGAAGCAUUCCUAAAGCACGUAUUUGGCCCUGUGACCAUAUUCUCUGGGUUAGGAAGCGCAGAGAUUGGUUUCUGGGGGGUAGGCAACCCCCAUCUGACCGGGCCACCAGGUUCAGUCAAUGCCAGGGACUACGUAUAUGAUACGCGAAACAUGCUGGUGGAGAUUCUCCCAAGCGACCCUACUGGGAUAGCCACUCCUGACUUUAUGUCUGAAGGCACUCGGGGAUAUAUCACCGUGACCUCUCUACAGCGUCUAAGAAAUCCGCUAGUGAGAUACAACGGCGGUGAUAUUGGCUCGGUACACCAGCUCCCUGCAGCUGCUCGCCACCAGUUACCGCCUGAAGAAGUUGAGCACUAUCGUUUCCUCAGAAUGUAUGGCAGGGACCCCCGGCUUACUUUCACGUGGAAAUCUGAAGUGUUUGAUUAUGAAACUGUUUUCGCAAUGUUACAGAGUCCCGGAUGGAAUAUUUUGCAAAGCCAGGUUAUUUUGGAUGACCAGCAGGCUGGGGAACAACUCGAAAUCCGCCUGAUGCGUGGAUAUGGACUUUCCAGAGAAGUCCCUGACCAGGAUGUGACGUCUGAGCUACGUCGGACUUUCUCUGCUGGUGCCGACGCAUCCUUCUCCGUGACAUUCGUAAGCGACCUCUCUGCUCUAGAACGAAGUAAUACUGGGCAGAAAGUGGUUCGAUUUGUUGAUAAGCGCAAGGGCUGCUCGGGGGUAUGA
This is a messenger RNA of Penicillium hordei, 1386 nucleotides long. RefSeq lists its product as uncharacterized. NCBI's taxonomy places the organism in Eukaryota, Fungi, Ascomycota, Eurotiomycetes, Eurotiales, Aspergillaceae. Bases 1 to 1386 code for a protein of 461 amino acids. The record is from RefSeq and is a predicted model, not a curated record. The transcript is spliced from 3 exons.